This is a messenger RNA of [Torrubiella] hemipterigena, 1800 nucleotides long. The record is from the annotation of a GenBank genome assembly. NCBI's taxonomy places the organism in Eukaryota, Fungi, Ascomycota, Sordariomycetes, Hypocreales, Clavicipitaceae.
AUGCUAGGCUUUACAGUCCUGCCGCCUCCGCCUCGGUACCCCGGCAUGGGGCCCUAUGGCUCCAACCUGAGCGGCGUCGUCCCUAUCGUGGAAACCAACAACACGCUAGAGAACCCAUCGGGUCCUGAAUGGCAGUUCCUUGUUGGUGAAGGUACAUAUAUCCUCAAAGAAGACCUCCAUCUCGCAACUCCACCGCCUCAUCCCUCCGAGGCACCCAUUAUUAACCCAAACCCGCUAUCUACUGAUCCACAACCUGCCAGCGCGGGCACCAAAGUGACACUCAUGUCCCUGGAACCGCGAUCACCGCCAGCGGCAUUUGCCAAGGGUCCUACUGCGUCCGCGUUUGCUCCCGACGCUUCUGCCGGUGCCGGUGAUGGUUCCUACGAUGGACGCUCCUCGGGUGAUGCUAUAAAGAGCAGCGAAGACAGCCACAACGGCACAAUAAGCGAUAUCACACGACCUAGCGAAUCUGCUCCCGCGUUUGGAGAAGGGAAUACUCUCCUAGCUGCCGCACCUUUGAAGGACGCAACAAAGAGAAGAAAGCCAAAGAACAACGUCACCAAGAGUAACUCGUCAUUUAUUUCUAGAGUUAUUAUCAACGACAAUUUGAGCCGGCGGAUGGCAGAGCGACCUGCUGACGGCCUAUAUGGGUUUGCCAACAUCAACCGUGCUUUCCAGUGGCUUGAUAUGUCGUCUCCAACAAAGAACGACUACUUUACCAAGAUCUUGUUCACCAAGGCUCAUUGUUUAUGCCAUGAUGUCAACUUGGUAACAAAGGCCACGACUCAUAUGGAUGUUAUUUUGGGAUUCUCUACAGGUGAAAUUAUCUGGCUUGAGCCGAUUUCUCAAAGAUACACGCGAUUGAACAAAAAUGGUGUUAUUAACAAUACGCCUGUGGCAGAAAUCAAGUGGAUUCCCGGGUCUGAGAACUUGUUCCUUGCAGCACAUAUGGAUGGUCUCCUCGUUGUAUAUGACAAAGAAAAGGAAGAUGCCGUAUUCCUACCCGAAGAGGAUGAAGGCCAACCCAGUACCAACGAUACACCUGAUGACGGAAGCGAUCCAGCAACCAAGAUUCAAGUGCAAAAGUCUGUACAUUCAAAGAACCAAAAGUCCAACCCAGUCGCAGCUUGGAAGUUGUCAAACCAGCGCAUAAAUGCCUUUGCCUUUUCCCCCGACAACAGACACUUGGCUACUGUUUCGGAGGAUGGUACACUGCGAAUCAUUGAUUAUUUGAAAGAAGAGCUCGUCGAUCUAUUUUAUUCAUACUAUGGUGGCCUGACCUGCGUCUGCUGGACUCCGGACGGCAAGUACAUAUUGACCGGUGGACAGGAUGACCUCAUUUCAAUUUGGUCAAAGGAUGAUUCGGCUCUUGUGGCUCGUUGCCAGGGACAUGACUCCUGGGUUUCUUCUGUGGCUGUCGAUCCGUGGAGAUGCGACGACCGCAAUUACAGGUUUGGCAGUGUCGGAGACGACGGUCGACUGUGUUUGUGGGAUUUCAAUGUGGCAAUGGCCCAUGCGUCCAAGAAUGCAACUCGAAACCGCGGUUCCAUCUCGUCACAUCCAGAGACUGACCAUGGUGACGGAACCACUAACGGCAGAAACAUCUCACACGAGGUAGAGAUGCGCGCAAAUAUCCCGAUGAUUCCUGCAGUAUUGACGACUCCAAUCCAUAAGAGCCCACUAUGCUGGCUAGAAUUCACAAGCGACUCCAUCAUGACGAGCUGCAAGAGUGGCCAUAUUCGUACAUGGAAUCGACCUGGAAUGGGUCCUACCGAACCUGUAAGCGAAGCAGCGCAAUAG